UCAAAAAAAUUCAUAGUUUAUGAACUGAUGAUCAUGAGGUUUAAAUAUAAACUUAUAGACGGAAUCAGCCAUGAGAUGAAAUGCAUGAAAGAGAAGAAGUUUGUCCAUGCAUUAUAUUCUGCAGAGGUAGAGUUGAUAUUGCUGAUUCACAGGCAUUUGGUGAUCACCCAGUACAUUGAUUUGAUGAUCUAAGCUAUAUACAGAGAUAUGCUUUGUUCCUAUCUUAUUAUUGACACACUUAUGUAAAAAAAUAAGCUUUGAUGCAAGUAGAUUUAAUUAGCAA
Paramecium octaurelia is the source of this 283-nucleotide messenger RNA. NCBI's taxonomy places the organism in Eukaryota, Ciliophora, Oligohymenophorea, Peniculida, Parameciidae. The record is from the annotation of a GenBank genome assembly.